AAAGUUCAAUCGAUUGAUAAUGUAAUAAAGUUUAUAUUUAUAACAUGUGAAGGUAAUUAUUCUGUUGACGCAAUAAUUACCAGUAUGUCAAACAAAUUGAAUAUUAUACUCGCAUUUUUAAAAAUUCUUUUCUCAUUAAAGAAUCGAGGUGACAGUAAUGGGAAAUAAUCCCUAAGUAAUCAUAAGAGAAAAUAUUUUAUAAUGCGGUUAUCAAUAAGCUAUUUAUUUUAGUACCCAAAAUAAAACGGUCAGUCAUUAAAUUUUUUUUUACUGCAUUCAAUGAUGCAGCUUCGACCUCAAACAAUUUUUAUUUGAAAAUCUAUCGAGCCGCUGAUUAAAAUCGAAAUUCUAAUCCGUGACGCCCCAUUUAAACCUGAAAAGUUACUGAAAUUUCGAAAAUUCCUGUCUCAAAUUUAAAACGCACAAUUUUAAACAGAGAAUUAUGAUUUUGCAGCUUUUUUCCACUAUUCACCGUAAAAAUUUAAACAAAAACUAUGAAGCGAAUAUUUUACACAAUCUUAAUAACGAAUUCAGUGAGAGAGUAUUGAAGAUGAUCGGUACCUUUCAAUGAAUCAAUGAAAAUCGGUUCGGAUGAGAGAAGGGGUCGAAGAAAAAAGGAAUUUUUAGAGGAGGUAGGGGAUAUGUGUACAUCACCUUAACACUCGUAACGGUAAACCUAAUCCGGUCUGUCCAGACCUUCUCGGUCAGUCUUGAAUGAUGAGAGUCAGUCUUCAGGUGUAGCUCCAGUGACACAGUCCCUAUACUCCAAUAUUCAGCAAAAAAAAAAAGAGAAAUUGGAGCAGAUUGCGCAGGUCGAAGAUUCUCCGGGUGAAGGAUGCUACCGCAACCCGAAGCUAUUGUUGUGAGAGAUGCCAGGAAAUGUCUCGGGGAUGGAUCCAUUAUCUUUGAUGGGCUUAACAUGACUGUACGGAGAGGCACAAUAUAUGGAUUAUUAGGAGCAAGUGGUUGUGGCAAGACGACUCUGCUCUCCUGCAUCGUGGGAAUUCGUAAAUUGGACAGAGGCGAGGUGUGGGUGUUGGGAGGCCACCCAGGCAGCAAAACCUCGUCAAUCCCAGGUCCCCAGGUGGGAUACAUGCCCCAGGAGAUAUCUCUGGUUCACGAAUUCACAGGGAUCGGGGCCCUCUACUACUUUGGCCGCAUAAACGGCCUCGAGGACGACGCAAUCGAGUCGCGCUACGCCUUCCUCUCGGACCUCCUCCAACUUCCACCGAGGAAUCGUUUAAUAAAACACAUGAGUGGUGGCCAGCAGCGAAGAGUAUCAUUUGCCUGUGCACUGAUACACGAGCCCGAACUGCUCAUCCUAGACGAGCCAACGGUGGGUCUUGAUCCACUACUGCGUGAAAACAUCUGGAAUUUCCUGGUGAAUCUCGCCAGGUCGAGUGGUACAACCAUUAUUAUCACAACACACUACAUAGAGGAGGCAAAGGAGGCGGACAAAAUUGGUUUACUUCGGUGUGGAAGACUCCUGGCAGAGGCAUCACCCACCAAGCUCCUCGCCAAUUGCAACUGCAACUCCUUGGAGGAGGCAUUCCUCCUCCUCAGCCAGAAGCAAAAUGACGCCCAGGUAUACCGCCAGAGUAAUAUCGUCGACACAGAACUCCAGGAGAUGAGGACCAAUGAAACACUCGAUCAAAAUCGAAACUUCUCCCCCAAGGAGUACCACAGGGUAUCCAAGAUAUCGUCCCAGAUAUCCAACCCGAGGAGGAGAAACCGAAAAUUCCAGGCUCUGAUGAUCAAGAAUUGCUUGCAGUUCCUUCGUCACCCAGGUGGAAUUCUCUUUGCAUUCAUCUUCCCCCUGAUCCAGGUGAACGUAUUCUUCAAUGCAAUCGGUCAGGAUCCGAAGGACUUGCUGAUGGCAGUGGUGAACGACGAGGCAGGAGACUGCGCCGGGGGAAAGUACCUGGGGACAGUUGUCUACGACGAGGAAGAGGACAUGUGUGACUACGUCGACCUGAGUUGUCGGUUCAUCAGUGGUUUUCAAGAAGCCAUUGGAAGAAGCAGAUUCUACAAGGAUCACCAGGAUGCACGAGACGCUGUGAAAUUCGGUCAGGCAGUGGGACUCGUCCACUUCGACAGGAACUUCUCCAAGAGCCUCCAGGCAAGGAGAGACCGCCUCGAGCUCGAAUCCAACACCAGCGGCAGGAUCGAAGUCUCUCUCGAUAUGGGAGACAGGCAGAUUGGUCUUCACAUGGAGAAAACCCUCUUCAGCAAAUUCUUCGAGAUCUACGAGAUGAUCGUGAGUGAAUGCAGAAUUCCCAAACGCUUCGUUGAUAUUCCCCUAAAAUUUGAGGAUCCCGUCUUCGGGGCGAUGAACCAGAAGUUCUCCGACUUCAUGGCACCCACGUUCCUUCUCACUGUCACGUUUUUCCUGUCGACUGCUGUCUCGUCAUCUGUCAUUAUUUCGGACAGACACGAGGGCAUUUGGAACAGGAGUCUCGUCCAGGGUGUCACCACGCCUGAGAUAUUGACAGCUCAUUUGAUAACUCAGCUCAUCAUCAUUAUUAUUCAGGUGUCGGUGACGAUGGUCAUCAGCUUUAUGCAGUACAAUCUCAAGUGCAGUGGCUCGGUGGUCACUGUCAUAGCUAUGAUACUCCUCAUGGGAAUUUGUGGCAUGUGCUAUGGAUUCCUCGUAUCUGUUCUCUGCACAUCCCACACGAUGGCCAAUUAUAUCACCACUGGGAGUUUUUAUCCUGUAAUUCUUCUCUGCGGGUGUGUCUGGCCUGUCGAGGGAAUGCCCACUUUCCUCAGAUGGCUCAGCCUCGCACUGCCCACCACUGUACCUGGCAUUUCUCUCAGGAAUAUCCUCGAUAAAGGGUACAGGUUUGACGAUGUUCAGGUUUAUCAAGGAUUCCUCGUUAUCUUUGGAUGGACUAUUCUUCUUGUGCUACUGUGCUUCCUUGGUCUCAGAAGCAACAAGUUCUGAUGCUCGCUGGGGUGUAGACAAUUUUAGGAGACAUAACUCAAUGUUUUUUUAAUAAUUGAUCAUUGAAAUCAUUUAUAUAUGUCGCUGAACGAAAAUUGUGAAUCACUUCGUUCAUCUAGUCAAGGGGGGAGCAGGAAAUUUGCUUCUGCAGAGAGAAAAAACUUUUUUUUUUUCAAAGGAAAAAUCAAGUGUCUUUCCCCUUGGAACCAGUGAUUUUUCACUUAAUUCCAGGGAAACAUGUGCUAGAAUGAAGUGACCAACGAGUCACUAAAUCCGAGUGGGAAAUAUUAAUAUAGAUGUUCUUGACUCCAGGAACUAUUACCACUUUGCUAUUACUCUUUUUGGUAAUAUUAAAUAAAUUGCGAGAAUAAUAAUACGUACGUCCGUUUCUCUUCAGAGGACAAUUUAUAUUAUCCUAAUCCAAGAACAAGAAAGCCCUCAGCCUUUGUUAAUCAAGAACAUAUAUCCCUUAAGAUAAGUGAAAUUCCCAUGAAUCUAGAAAGAAAAAUUCAUAUCUCUUAUCUUAGUAGAAAAAUCAUUGAAAUAAGUGAAAAAGUCAGUUAUUCCAAGGACUAUCGGCCAUUGGAUUCUAGAACCAUGAGUUUUCCUUCGAAAUAAAACUAUUUAAUCUCUGUGAUCGUAAUAAUUACAUUUGUAUGAUAGUGCAAAAGAAAUGAACAUAUUGUUGAUUUAAAUCGUAUUCUUUAUUCGAAGUUUGGAGUGUUUAUUGUACGAUGUAAAUAAAUUAUUUAUAUGCGAUACACAUUUCUUUAUUUUACUCAUUAAAUAUCUCUCUCCAUUAUCCAUUCAACAUCCCUUAUAAUACACUUUAUAUUCUUUAAUGAUUUAAUCAGCUACUUAGAUUGACAUUAAAACUAUAAACGCUGAUAGAGACUUUGUACGAGCUCGACAAGUACAUUCAGUUGCUAUCAAGCAAUUUAGUAUUCGUAAAAGACUUCAGUCGCGAGUACAAUAAGAGAAUAAUUAUCUUUCACCGUAACAACAUUGUACGAAUUCCAUAUUCGCGUACCUUCAACCGUACCUGAUAUAUCAUAAUUUAUCGCCCAUAAAUUCAUGAAAUAGAUUCAUCUUAUUUACAAUAACUAGAAAUUUCCUCAGAUCAAUUCGAUUGAAAAAUAUUCGAUUUGCAGUGGAAGAGAGGUGUGUUGAGCAGUUUAAUUAUUCCUUCAUAAUUCCAUCAGCUGUAAAAAUGUUAUUCAAUCUCAUGCAUCGUCUGUCCACUCAAUCCACCCCUCGAUCAUUCUCAAAAAUACACAAUGGCAUUCGAAAACCGAGCAAAGCGAGAAUACAUUCUCUGUGAAAAAAAAAAGAAGGAUAAAGUAAUAAUAAUCACCAGCUGAAAAUAAAUAGAGAAAAA
Molecule: messenger RNA, 4322 nt
Organism: Fopius arisanus
Lineage: Eukaryota; Metazoa; Arthropoda; Insecta; Hymenoptera; Braconidae
Product: ABC transporter G family member 20
Exons: 3
Coding region: 836-2944 (702 amino acids)
Cellular component (GO): membrane
Molecular function (GO): ATP binding; ATP hydrolysis activity; ABC-type transporter activity
Source: RefSeq, a predicted model, not a curated record